CACAAAGUUACCAUUAGAAGCUAAAAUGAAUAUCAAUAUAUUUUAUCAACAUCAUGCCAUCGAUUUACCAUUUUCUGGAAGGCUCCUUAUCGCUAUGAAUCAUUACGAAAAAAAUUAAGCGACGUGGGGAAUUCUGUUUGGAGUCGCUUAAAGGCAAGGUCGACAGCCAAAUUACGAGAGAACAUUCGACCAAGGCUGUUCAAUUCGAUUUAAAAAACACCUACUGCAAUCGACCAAUGUAAUGUCGGUGUGUUUGGCGCGUCGAACGGACGAUUAAAUUUUUGAUAAGCGAGGCUAAUCAACAUCAAAAUUUCGCACUGUCAUCCGCCCGAUCAUGAGUCCUUUGUAAAUUUUCGAUUUAUCAAUUCGAGUUGCAUCAAUUUCGUCACAAAAUUUUUCGUUGUGUGUCUCCCGCAUAUUUAUACCUAUUUCACAUGGCUUAAACAAUUCGAGUAGAAAGAACUAUGGCAAAGAACGACGAGGAUAAUAUAUCGAAUGGAAGCAGGAACGGCUACUGGACCAAAUUUUCGGAGAGCAAAUUGAUUCAAGUGGAAAGAGAAAUUCUGAAUGUGUUAAAAACAGUUUACAGAACAUGGUUUGUGUCGAUCGGUUCUGUGGUAGGCAAAGACGACAAGGUGUGGACGAUCGCUUUAAACGAAAAAGCGAACAAAACUCCGGUGGUGUUGCUGCACGGAUUCGCCGCUGGCCUCUGUUUUUGGAUCCUGAAUUUCGACGCCAUUGCCAAAGAUAGGCCUGUAUAUGCCAUAGAUGUACUGGGUUUCGGACGAUCCUCUAGGCCGAAAUUCAGCAGCAACAGCUUGGAAGCCGAACAGCAGCUGGUCAAAUCGCUGGAAGCAUGGAGAGUCCAGAUGAACUUGGAGAAAUUCGUGCUGUUGGGGCACAGCUUCGGCGGUUAUUUGGCCACCAGUUACGCCAUCAAUUACCCGGAUAGAGUGAAACAUCUCAUUCUCGCCGAUCCGUGGGGUUUCCAAGAGAAGCCCCCCAAAUUAAACGUGCCCCUGUGGUUUAAACUAGCUAGUAUUGUGAUAUACCCUUUCACGUGGUUCAAUCCGCUGGCUUCGAUCAGAGCAGCUGGACCCAUGGGUCCGUGGCUUAUAGGAAAAAUACGAAAUGAUAUAUCAGCAAAAUAUAGUUCAAUUAUAGAAAAUACCGACGUUUUUACCGAGUAUAUUUACCACUGCAAUUCGCAGAAACCUUCUGGCGAAUCGGCUUUCCAUUCCAUGGUACAAGGACUUGCUUGGGCAAAGAACCCAAUGAUGCACAGGUACCACACCUUACGCCAAAACGUACCGGUUACGGUUAUUUAUGGCGAAAAAUCGUGGAUAAGAAAAACGCCAGAAGCAGAAUUAAAAAAUAAACGACCCAAUUCUUACGUCAAAAUAGAAAUUAUUCCCAAUGCAGGGCAUCAUAUAAACGCCGAUCAGCCACAAUUAUUCAACAACACGGUAAAAGGAAUUUGCGAAGUGACUGAUGAUCGGGAAUUCCAAGAUUUCGACGGCAAAAAUCCAAAAUACACUGAUUGGGACAAACGAAUAGAGGACUAUUUAGACGAAGACGAUUUUAGCGGAAUGCAAAUUAUUAACACCAGACUUUAGAGAGCAAUGAGUUUACAUUUACUACCCGACGAGCACUAGUUACCUAUUGUGCAGCUGAACGAAACCUAUCCAUUUACCAAUUUCAAAUCACCGAUAAAUAUGUGCACGAAUUGUAUUGCAAAAACACCUGUCGAAUGAAUCCAUCAAAUAUCACAGUUGAAUGUUAAAAAAUUGUGUUAAUUCCCUAAAUGUGUAAACCAGUAAACUUUCAAAUUGAUUGGGAAAUUUUUCAUUUGAUUCGUACCAAAGACAACUGUUUUCUUGUUUGUGGAAAUCUACCAACAAAAUUAGCGCAAAGUAAAAAUUUGUAGGCCAGUAUUGACAAUUCAAAGGUUUUUAAAAUCAGUUUGAGAGGAUCUCUUGUCGAAACUAAAAUGUGAUAUUGUAAAUUAUGAAGUUAAACUUUCAGUACCUAUCAUUGUUUCCAUCGUUUGAUUAUAAUUCAUGUUGUAAAUACACGUCCUUUAACAUUAUUGUCUUAUUUUAAGUUAAAAAAUGUGUUCCAGUAGUGCCAUAUUAACUGGAAUUAAUUGUUUUAAUUUUGAGCCAGCCCUUUGAUAAGUAGCUUCCUUUGACAAGCCUGCUUCGGAUUGUUAAAAAUGUACCUGCAACUUAUCAACAGUUAUUUCUAAUUAAGCAAUAAAAUCUUGAAAUUAGAAAAAUAUUUAUUU
Phyllotreta striolata is the source of this 2287-nucleotide messenger RNA. Lineage: Eukaryota; Metazoa; Arthropoda; Insecta; Coleoptera; Chrysomelidae. The record is from the annotation of a GenBank genome assembly.